Penicillium cinerascens is the source of this 861-nucleotide messenger RNA. Its product is annotated as DODA-type extradiol aromatic ring-opening family dioxygenase. NCBI's taxonomy places the organism in Eukaryota, Fungi, Ascomycota, Eurotiomycetes, Eurotiales, Aspergillaceae. The coding region runs from base 1 to 861 and encodes 286 amino acids. The record is from RefSeq and is a predicted model, not a curated record. Gene Ontology annotation, molecular function: oxidoreductase activity, acting on single donors with incorporation of molecular oxygen; ferrous iron binding; zinc ion binding. The transcript is spliced from 3 exons.
AUGGGCCUCACACCGGUACACUUCUUCUCGCACGGCUCGACCAUGAUGCUGGGAGAAGAGUCCGAAAGUGCCGAUUACUGGAAAAAGUGCGGAGAUGAAGCCCUGGCGCGGAACAUCAAGGGAGUGGUUAUCAUGGGUGCUCACUGGGACUGCAUGGGCGAUAGAAUCGAAUUAGCGACAAAUCCGAACCCUGGAAAGAGCCCUGUGGCCUACGUGCACCCGGACAAGUACGUCAACUACAAGCUCAUUCCCGACCUGGACACCGCGAACCGAUGCAUCGACAUGCUGGCCCGCGAGGGGUUCAACGUUGGCGGUAAUGAGACUUUUGAUUGGAUUCAUGAUGUCUACCUCAUUCUCAUUCGCAUGUUCCCGGCAUAUUGUCCGCCUACGACCUUGGUCUCUGCAAAUGCUCGCUACGAUCCUCAUUUUCAUAUGAAAAUCGGCGCUACCUUGCGUCCGCUGCGCGAGGAGAACUAUUUGUUCAUUGGGACAGGAGGUGCCGUUCAUAAUCUAUACCGGAAUAGAUGGGCUCCAAUGCUGCGAUUCCGCGAUAACUUUGCCUUGGAGUCUCCACCGGAGGACUGGGCUAUGGAGUUCCGUCAGGCUGUCGAGGACGUUAUUACCAAGACAUCCGGUCCACAGUUACGCCGUGCAAUGACUCGGCUGAUGAAGCAUCCUCGCUUCCGGGAUGCACAUGCCACCGACGACCACUUCAUGGCUGCUAUUUUCGUGGCUGGCGCUGCGGGAGAUGCAGAAGAUGAGAACGCACCUGCGAUGAUGGGCGCUGAGAGUUGGGAGUUGACCAACAUGUGUAAUUCGCAAUUCACCUUGGGCAGAUGGCCAAAGGAGAUUGCAGUGUAA